CUUUGUUGCAGGACGUGUCACGACAGCCUCACUUUUGCAACUCGAAACUGUUAUUCGAGAUCCAAGGCAUCAACAAUCUAUACCACAGAAACCAUGGAUCCAGCAGACAUUCCACUGCCAGCUUUUCUAGACCCCCUUCUUGGUUUCCUCGCCGAGCAGCUUCCCCCACCUCUGUAUUCAUUUCUGCUUUCAUUUCUCUCGCACUCACUCGCAUUAUUUACGGCGCUUCUUUCGUUGAUCUCAUCCCUAAUUGCCUCUAAACCAUGGCAGUGGGAUGCACAGACCAUCAUUCCCCCUCUCAUCAGCUUCCUCGCCGCAUAUCUCGCACUAGUCAGCCUAUAUAGGACCACCAGUUGGAUGGUUAGAACCACUAUCUGGUUCAUCAAGUGGGGAACCAUCUUAGGAACGCUGACUGCAGGGCUGGGGUGGUACAUGGGACAGAGCGCGGGCGGGAACACAAGCAUCAUCUCCAGCUUAGGCGGAUUCAUUUGGGAUGUGCUGAAUGAGCCAGCCCAGUCCACUUCUAGUACUCAGCGUUCAUCGCGGUCACCCAAGACGCGUACGCAACACAAGUCAAAUGACCGCCCCAGAUCGUGGGAGUCCUUUGAAAAGCACAAGCAAUGGCAAUAUCAGGAACGCGACGGGAACCAGGAGGGGAAUGACGCUCAAAAGAUCAUGUCAAACAUCGCCAAGGCUGCUAAUCGCUUACUAGCGGAAGGUGGAUGGUGGGACGUAGCUCGGGGGAUUUUUGACGGGCCGAACUCCGAAGAUAAAGCAACCAGCGGUGACAACAGCAAGACGAAAAGUCAGAGUCGAUGAUACCUUGUUCGAGCGUAGUCACACUUAUA
Messenger RNA from Suillus subaureus, 848 nucleotides. RefSeq lists its product as uncharacterized. The record is from RefSeq and is a predicted model, not a curated record. The coding region runs from base 94 to 819 and encodes 241 amino acids. The transcript has a single exon. Lineage: Eukaryota; Fungi; Basidiomycota; Agaricomycetes; Boletales; Suillaceae.